Molecule: messenger RNA, 939 nt
Organism: Bathycoccus prasinos
Lineage: Eukaryota; Viridiplantae; Chlorophyta; Mamiellophyceae; Mamiellales; Bathycoccaceae
Exons: 1
Coding region: 1-939 (312 amino acids)
Biological process (GO): peptidyl-proline hydroxylation to 4-hydroxy-L-proline
Cellular component (GO): endoplasmic reticulum
Molecular function (GO): procollagen-proline 4-dioxygenase activity
Source: RefSeq, a predicted model, not a curated record
AUGACGACGACGACGCAAAAGGGCUUCUUCUUCCUGCGCCGCUCCCUUUUCGUCGUCCUCGUUCUCUUCUCCUUCUCUUCUUCUUUGUCUUCUUCUUUUUACGUCGUCGUGUUUGCGUUUGAGGAUGAGGUUGAAGAGAAAACGACGACAAAAACUUCUUUGUCUUCUUUCAAACUGUCGUCGUCGUCUGAAGUCUCAUCGUCGUUAGACGGCAUUCCGGUGUCGAACACCAUAAGUGUGGAUCCAACGCGCGUUUCGCAAAUAAGUUGGCAACCGAACGCGGUCAAGUACGAGAAGUUUUUGAGCAACUCGGAGUGCGAUUAUUUGAUCGAAAAAACGUUUUCCUUGUCUUCUUCUUCUUCGUCUUCUUCCGUCAAUCUCGUCGUCGAACGAGAAGGAGAUUCGGUCGUGAAAGAUAUCGAACGAAGACUAGCGGAAUGGACGCACACGCCGUCGUCGCACGGGGAAAAGUUACGAGUAUAUAAACACGAUUUAAGAACGAGAGAGACGAGUUUGAGACCGUUGUAUUCAAAAGUAUACGCGCCGUUCGAGCGCGAGAAAAACGUCGGACGAAUCAACGACAUGCACUUAGGCACGGUGGUUUUAGUUUUGAAAGACGAGAGCAGGAAAGAAGGCGAAGAAGAGUUUAGCUCGAACGGGGUGAUUAUGUUUCCAAACGGUAACAGUGGUCACAGAGGGGGCGAUAGCGGGAAGGAAUACGAACAAGGGAGGAGGACGGCGACGACGUGCGAAGAUAUGGACGCGAGUUUGUUUUUGAAAGCGAAAAGAGGAGACGCAAUCCUGUGGUUACACACGACCAGAGAUCAAAAAGACGACGGGAACGCGACUGGCGUCGGCGAAUGCGUGUAUGCAGGAGGGAAGGUUGGAGAGAAGUGGACCGCGGUGAAGUAUUUACACUUGGUGACGACCCAAAAAUAG